UUGUUUCCUCUGCCUCUGAUUUAUGUUGGAAACCACAUAAGUGGAUUAUCAAGUACCGGCAAACUCAGUUUGCCGAUGUUUACAGUGCUCAGGAAGUUUACCAUUCCACUUACUUUACUGCUGGAAAUCAUCAUACUUGGGAAACGAUACCCACUGAGUAUUAUAGUCAGCGUAUUUGCCAUCAUUCUUGGGGCUUUCAUAGCAGCUGGGUCUGAUCUGUCUUUUAAUCUGGAGGGCUACACGUUUGUAUUGCUAAAUGAUAUCUUCACAGCAGCAAAUGGAGUUUACACAAAGCAGAAAAUUGAUCCAAAGGAGUUGGGAAAAUACGGUGUCCUUUUCUAUAAUGCUUGUUUCAUGGUGGUUCCAACAGUUAUUAUUAGCUUUUCUACUGGAGACUUUCAGCAGGCAACACAUUUCCAGCACUGGACAAAUUUUUUAUUUGUCUUUCAAUUUCUUCUUUCCUGCUUGUUGGGGUUUCUCUUGAUGUAUUCUACUGUCCUAUGCAGUCACUACAAUUCUGCGCUUACAACAACAGUAGUUGGUGCCAUCAAGAAUAUAUCCAUCGCUUACAUCGGAAUGUUGAUUGGUGGAGAUUACAUAUUCUCCAUGUUAAACUUUAUAGGGCUAAAUAUUUGUAUGGCAGGAGGACUGAGAUACUCGUUUUUAACCUUAAGAGGAAACAGCAAGCCUACGCAACCUGGGGAUGAAGAAGACGCACUUCCUGUGUCAAAGAGUUAG
Messenger RNA from Fulmarus glacialis (Northern fulmar), 738 nucleotides. It is a transcript of the gene SLC35D2, whose product is annotated as solute carrier family 35 (UDP-GlcNAc/UDP-glucose transporter), member D2. The transcript has 9 exons. Gene Ontology annotation, molecular function: antiporter activity; GDP-fucose transmembrane transporter activity. The record is from RefSeq and is a predicted model, not a curated record. Gene Ontology annotation, cellular component: Golgi apparatus. Lineage: Eukaryota; Metazoa; Chordata; Aves; Procellariiformes; Procellariidae. The annotation marks the transcript as partial.